Messenger RNA from Cuscuta campestris, 565 nucleotides. The record is from the annotation of a GenBank genome assembly. Lineage: Eukaryota; Viridiplantae; Streptophyta; Magnoliopsida; Solanales; Convolvulaceae.
CUCCCCACCACUUUCUUCCCACUUGCAGUGUUUCAUCUCCUCCGAUCCCCUAUCUUCUUCUUCUUCUUAAAAAUCAAGAAAAAAAAGUAUAUAUAUAUAUUGAUCUGCGGGCAAAUGGCGAUGAGGAAAGUUUUGGGCGGACCGGGGCAAAAGAGGAGCGGGAUAAUACUGAGGACUCUGCAGGGUCUACUUUCCCUGGUUUCCUUGGUGGCUCUUAUUUCGAGACCUUCUAAGUUCAUUGGCAUUUCAGCUCUGUGCUACUUAGCAGUGUCACAAGCUGUCCAAAUCAUAUGGAGCUUCCUUGUUGUGUGCAUGGAUUACAAGUCUGCGGACUGCGGUGCACGGGACCAAAAUACCCUCCCGACUUCGCGUGAGGUUCACUGCAUUUUUCGACUCGUGUGUUGGCCCUUUGUCUUUUGCAUCUGCAACGGCAUCGGCAGCGGUAGUGCAUUGGCUGUUGGAGACAUCAUCACAUCUGCUUAAACUCAUCAUUCCCCCUUCUCUAUGUGUCACAAUUGUCGUAGUGUUUGUUUUGUUGUUUUUGAAAAAAAUUAAGGAUGAGUUC